Spirometra erinaceieuropaei is the source of this 30229-nucleotide messenger RNA. The record is from the annotation of a GenBank genome assembly. NCBI's taxonomy places the organism in Eukaryota, Metazoa, Platyhelminthes, Cestoda, Diphyllobothriidea, Diphyllobothriidae.
AUGUUCGCUGAUGAUGUUAAACUUUGGAGCGUCAUCCGAACUGAAUUUGACGAAGAGCGCUUGCAGGCAGACCUGACCCGACUCGAGAAGUGGUCACAGGACUGGCUGUUGCCGUUUAAUGUGACUAAGUGUAAUGUCAUGCGAGUCGGCAGGACACGAUCUCUGAACCGGAGGGUUUACCACCUAAACGGCGUACCAUUGCAGGAGGUAGACGCCCAGAAAGACUUGGGGGUGUGGGUAACGGCUUCUCUAAAACCGUCGCUUCACUGCUCCAAGGUAGCCAAGUCUGCGAUGUCAGUCCUUUAUCUUGUCAAGAGAGCUUUCUCUACCUUCGAUGAGGACUGCUUCGUUAAAGUCUUUCGGACUUUCGUACGGCCACAGCUAGAGUUCGCCAUUCAGGCGUGGAAACCGUGGACCUCUAAAGAUCUCAGCAUCCUCGAGAAAGUUCAGAGGCGGGCAACCAAACUCGUAGGUGGACAGGGUUCACUACCCUAUGAAACCCGAUUGUCCAAUCUCGGUCUCUUUCCACUGAGUUACAGACAGCUAAGAGGCGACCUUAUACAAACAUUCCGUAUACUGCGCGGCCAGGACUGCUGUCUCGUACCUGCUGAUUUCUUUGAGUUAGCGACCACAACGAAGCUCCGAGGUCAUCCACUUAAACUACGAGUAACUGGCGCCAAGCUGGACACUCGGAAGUUCUUCUUUUCAAACAGAGUGAUCGAGGCCUGGAAUGCUCUGCCUGCAGGUGUCGUCAUGUCCACCUCCGUCGAGGCUUUUAAGCGCAACUUGGACCAGAUUGCCACCAAUCGUCACAAUGCCACCUGACAGAUUGUCUAGCAUUUCGUUCGAACAGUUUAGUAAUGUUGUUAUAUUACUUCCUAUAUUUCAGUAACGUUUGUUUUUUUAAUAUUGUCCCAUGUCUGUUAAAUGUGUGUUGGCAUUCAAUUCGUCUCCCUCCGAAACUGAGAUAGCACCAACUAGCCCUCGACAGACUACUGUACAGCACAUUUAGUAACGUUAAUGUUUUUAACUUUUGGAACAAUUCGUUUAUCUGUCUGGCUUACAAAACGUUGCCAAUCUGAAGAAACUCUGUAGCCGUUUGAUGUUUCAAUUUUCAGAUUUUUUUUUUAAUUGUUCGCCUCCUUGUAACAAAUAGGGAGUUCAAAGGUUUAACACCUAUAUUUCCCUCAAAUAAACUGAACUGAACUGAACUGAACUCCUGUUUUCUCUUUUCCAACAUGCUUGUCAGCAAAGCCUCUACUGGCUGCGUCUUGUCACUGCGGACAGAGUAGGCUAUGACGAGGCCAGACGUGGUUAUCUGGCGUGGUUGCGGUGUGGUAUUCGACACGACAACCACGUUAUCCACACCAUUCGCAAAAAAGUGUGAGAGGGAGUCCCCUAUUCCUCAUUCAUUUACCCCUCAGGCAACCUUUCGUCGAAAUUUAAAGGGAAUUAAGUUUCCGGCCUUUUAUUGGAACCAAUCGUCAAUAUUAAAUGACUAGAUCUUGAGGCACAUGAAAGUUUUGGCCAUUUUAUUUCUCACUAUGGGUCAGUUUUUCUGUUCUUGACACCAUUCUUGAAGGCAAAAUGACUACACUUUCUUCUCAACAGUGUGAGAAACUCAUAUCUCUUAUCGAUCUUGUUUGUGUUUAGGCAGAAGACAGACAUAAGCGUGGUUUUGGUUUUGUUUUGAAAAAUGCCCCUAUAAGUUGGUAGCCCCUCGUGGUUGCCAUCCCUUUUCUGUACUCUUGAGGCUUCAACUUGAAGAUCACUAGAGCCAAGAAACCUUCGUCUGGAUACAAAAACCUACCCAUUCGAGUCGAACUAUUCUCAUCGAUAGAAGUAGAUUAUACUUUCUCUCAACACUAUUGCCCAAUUCAAUAUUAUAUAGGCAAUAGGACUUUAAUUAGUCGGGAUAAAACUCCAAUGGGAUGCAGAUGUUCUCGCCUAUAAGCAAACAGAACGACGUCGAAGAAUUCUACUCCCCUGCAAUUUAGAUAGAUAGAUAUAUAAUUUUUAUUAAAGACCCGUCGGGGUCCCAUCAAAGGUUCUUCAUUUGGCGUCAACCACCGUCUCGCCCUCCGAUACUCCUCAUCAGGGUUCCGUUCUAGCCAUUGGAGUUUUGAGGUUUUAGUUAAGUUGUCGGUCGUUCUCUAGGUCAAUAACCAUUAGACAUCCACAGUCGCACUACAAUGGUGUUUCUUCCUCAUUUGUCGAGAUGCAUUUAUGGUUUUAUUUUAAUCUCGGAAAAAACUCACCCCACUCCCUCAUAUCCCUUCGCAAAGUGGUUUUUCUCGCUGGAUAUUUUUUCUUGCAGCUCAGGUUUUUUAACUUAAAACAAACUGUCAAUUCGCGCUCUAUUGGCUACACAGACACCCAAAACAAAUGAAGUCAAAGUGCAGUCGAAAAAGAUGAGUUUGUUUUAGGCUUUUUCUUGUGUUCAAGGGAGACUGACAGUGCCCAAGUGGCGCUAUAAUAAACUUAUUCUAUUCUAUUUUAAUCGCUUUACUCGUAGAUCAGCAAGUUUUUUCAAAAACCGUAAAUCCGAGAUUUGUGGAUAUUUUUGUUACCAUUGAGCGUAUAGCACGUGAAAGAACAAAUCGCCGGCGGACAUGAAAACGUUACCUACUUUAAAAAAAACACAUUUUCAAAAAUCUGCCGUACAUCCGGCAGUUCACGCAGACCACUACUUCCUUUCAAUGCUUUCCUUACGUCAAUUUUAUCAGCACAGGGUUCUCCGGGAGCUUAAACGUAUAAUUAUUGUUAUAUGCGCGCUGACGAGUCAGAGACGCUCUAGGUCAUGACCGGCUGUGAAACCAUCUGUUCGAAACCAUUUCAGACAGCUAAUCAGCUGUGGUUCAACCUCAUUUGUACUAUCUUCCUCCUAUUCUGCCUUUUUGAACUUUUCCUGGUUCGAUAGAAUUGACAGUAUUUUAUAACGUAUACUGCCCUGUCCAUCAGAACAAUGCCAAUUCCGCUAUCUGGCCUUGUUAGUAGAAUAUAUUUGUUCCAUAUGAGUUGUUUAUUUCCUUCAUGCGUAACUUCGUCAGCAGGACGUGACUUUUCCGGUCACUGUUGAGGCACUGGUCAAAGUAGGUGACUAACGCGGACUUAAAGUAUUGCGCGCUGUUUACCUAAACUGGCUGGAGUUUGUGCGCUUGAUGCAGAAGGUUCUCGAAAUGUGUCUUCAAUUCUUGAUGGUAGGUUUCUGGUGGGGGCAGUAAAACUUAAAAUCAAGCGAGGUGGCUUCAAUCGAGUUUUAUCAAGAAGUUUGAACGAAUAAUCGUGUACGUACUGACUUGGAUCAUCGGGGAUCUUCUAUUAUGGUCUCCCUUCGUGAGUAUUCCAAGAAAAGGAGGCUGUGGUUAUUUCCCCACAUUUUUUCCACAAUUGACUGCACAUAUUUCUCGAAUUUCCGUUUCUCGUCUUCGCGCAGAUGGCCGAGUACGACUGCUUGUUGAGACACGUGACGUCCUAGUUCUUUCACCUUCAUGGGGGCGGUGUCUAGUUCAGUUCGGCAUAUUGUCUUAAGAUGUUGCUGGUGAUAGCCACACUACUCUGUCGCGCCGCCCUCCAGUAGGAGUGCGGGUAUUCAUUUUGUAUUCUCCAAAAACGCGCUGUCGUUGUUUCUGCAGGACUUUUUCCACAGCCUUCCUUCCUUGUUAAUCUCCUUUUUCUAGAACUCCUGUUAAUCACCGGGGCCGGUCCGUUCUCCCUAGUUUAGAUAAAGUGCAGUGGCUCUUUGUGCAAUGAGAUAGGCAUACUUCAAAUAGCCUCUUGUCUUUUAUAACGCUUCUGAGUAAGACAUCACUCCACAAAAUAUGAGACGAGAUUGUCCAUCACUUAUUCGCAUGAUAGAGACAGCCUUGCGGUUUAGUAAGCAAAGAAGACAAUUGGAUUGGAAUUCACCACCCAGUGUGGACUUCGCAAAAUUACGUUUUCUAUCUGUACCGGGACUCCUUAAAUUCUAUACUAGGGUUAAUGCUUCUCCAAAUUUCUGCAAGCUACCGACCAAAAUAAACUUCAAAUUAGUGUCUCAUUUUGCUUUGAUUAUUUGAACUUCUAAAGGCGCACAGGAAUUACUUGGUUGCUUUUCCAGGUUAUGUGAUUGCAGUCGGUAAUUUGAUCGAUAAAUAGAACCAUACAGUUUAUGUUUGGAUCUUGUAGAUUCCCUAAAGUAGUCAGAAAUAAGCGUUGAGGUUGCCGGAAACAUGGCUUUAUGAGGGAGAGAGCAUUGCAUUUGCGGAGCCUGUUGGAACAGAAACAAAUGCCAACACAGUACUAAUAAAGCAAUGAUGAGGGACAUUCGGGGAAGCAAGCGGUAAUUUCUUAGUCUUGCACUUGAUCCUGUCCUGAUGGUCGGCUGAUUGUUGUCGACUUCUUUCUUUUCUUUGAUUUCUUCUUGCGUGUAUUCCUGAAUUUUGGAGACAUAUGCAGAUUGGGGCAACUUAUACUGACUGCCACUAAAGACGAAAACGGAGGGGUAGUGUAAGACGGUUUAAAUUAAAUUGCACGCAAAGCAAAAAGAACGAUCGUGUGUGUCUCAAAAAGGUCAGAUGGGGCAACAUAGAAUUUCAACGAGACAUAUCAAGUUCUUAUAGGGGGUUUUGACAGAUUUAAAUAACUUUUUUGGCCCAUCUGGAGGAAAUUCAGCGGCCGGGGUGAGAGCUUGAAUGCAGCCAACGCUCUGACCACGAGUUUCCGCUGAGAGCCGUGAGUUGUCCAAGUGGGAUAUCCUAAGCAAUAAAUCUAGACUCCACUACAUGACUACCCGUCUCAAGUAAAUAACAAUAUCGAGUUUUAAUAGGCUAAAACACGGUCGUAAAAGACAAUCAGCUGACAUUGGCGGUCAACGCGUUGGUCAUUAAGGUCCCCCAAUAUAUGCCUUGUGAUGUGGAAGUUAUCGGUUUCAUCCAAUGCAGGAGUGCAGCGUUUACCGUUGAGCACAAGGAAAACAUUUUUUUCAAAAUAACAUGCUCGGCAAGCUGUUUGUGCCGUGGCUGUAUUGACGUCCUAGUUAGUUGGAGCCGUAUUUCGGAGCCCACGAACGACUGUUCCCACCGCUCGAGGUUUCUAUCUCAUAUGCGAUUAAACUCGCGUGUAAGAAUCACGGGUUUGUCCAAAGCCAAAAUUUACUCCGGUCAGGUAAUCAUUUUUAACUUAUUUAAUACUAAUAUUAAAUACUAAUAUUCGAUUAAACAUUAAUAUCAAGACUUCGGAGCUGUAGCUCUGAUGGGGAGUAGGAUAAAAAAUGUCUUGUUUUCCUGACGACUUGUGGCUCUGUUGACGAGAACCAUAGAAUUAAGUAGAACUCUGUGCGAAUCCAACUAACAAUGCUGAAGGCCUUCAGUUAGAGAAGACCAUCUUUUCUCCAACCUGCUUCAUUUUGUUUUGCUAAAGAACGAGUGCAUGUGAGCUUCUGAGCACCCUAUUUGUAACGUAGCAUGCGGAGCAGCAAAAAGGAUCAAUCAAGCCCCACUAGAAUGCAUGUAUUAGUAUUGGGUGGAAAUUUUAGUCUUUCAGUGCUUAAACUCGUUCGUAUUCACGCAAUUUCCAAGCUUAAUUUUGAGGCUUUUGAUAAGUGGUUACAUCACCGCGACUUCACGGAGAGCAUUCCGUAGUCUGGUCAGACCACAUUCAAAAAUAAUAGUAAUUAAUAUUAUUACAGAAUGUUGCGUCUGCACGUCCUGCCUCUCCUGCUGAACAAGAUGUUGCAUAGUGAGUGGCCGCUAAACCUAGUUUCGGGAACAUUUCCAAAAGUUCCCAAAGACCGGGUUUCUAUCCAACCAGUUUACGAUUACGAAUGCUCGUAAAAGGUCUCUACACACUUACCUUUAAUUUGGCGAGAAUAAAAAGUUUAUUUGGUGGAUUGCAUUAGCCAACAAAGUUCGCCUCCCCCCCCAGCCGUGUCAGUGACUCUUGUUGAAAUUUAUUCGAGACGCUGUACCUUGUAUUGUUUAGGACCUCCAGGCCUGUGUGGUGUUCUUCAAAUGCUGCCUCACAAGCGUAUCGAGGCCCCUAAGUAGAUACCUGGAUUAAAAUCUGCAAAGCUAUGCAUUACAGACAUUACGCCCUUUUUGCCUUUAAACAAUGAGUGGACAGUCGUAGGAUUUCCCCGUCGACACAUCAGUAGCAGUUUGUUUACAGUUCACUUCCGCUGGAGAUUAAAGCAUAUGCUUUCUUAGACAAAGUGAAUUCUUGUUUGUUGUCUUUAGUGACCUUUAAAAUAUUUUGCUUAAUUCUUUGCCAAACAGGGCUUUACUCGGUCCUGUGUUGCACUUGUAACGGCUAGCACCAGUGACGGUUUAGUCGCAUCCAGAGCCCACGUUUCCCGGACCAGUAAGACUCGUGUUAUGCAACCGUUGGUUAGGCCCUCGUAUUCCUUAACGCCGAAGACAGAUGAAUCCAAUAUCCUCUCUAAGUCGAACUUGAGCACGUGUCCACUUUUUGUUUAACCAUCACGCGGUGAUGCGAGCUUGGGCAGGGAUUUGGAGAGAAGACGUCGGAGUUUAACUUCCUUUCGGGUCAGAAGAGUGCGCAGACGAACCGUUUAGGACGUCAACACUUUAUCCCAACGUCGCCAGAUGUCUCUCCAGGCGGUGGAGUACUGCACUUUAGACAUGUUCCAUAGGCCGAAAUCUUGGCACUCCCUGCUGGUGGUAGUUGUCAUACACCUUAGUCUCUCGCGUGUGCGCAGCAUUUGCAAGCGACAUAUCUUAAGCAUCAAGCUGGACUACUCCGCCGAAAGCCUUGAGAGCUUUCUGGUAAACCUAGCGGCGACUACAGGCCCUUGCAGAGUCAACAGAGUGACUCAUUUUCGCUUUUUAUGCGGUGGUGUAUCUCCUCCUCACAUUAUCUAAUCCAUAGUAGAGAGGACUCGGAAUAGACAAAGCAUUUUACUAUUUCAAGCAUCAUAUCACCCAGGAAAAGGUGGGGGGCGUUAUCUGCGUCGUAAAGCCAUUAAGGUCUCCUUUAAUCUUGUUAGCGGCAUAAUUUGCGGGAUGCGACGACCAUACACCCAAGGACAAAUUUUAUUUCCUCUGAGUGAUGAACUGUCGUCUGCAAGACUUGUCUUACCUGGACCCACUCGUUUUUCCACCCCUUUCUGGAGGACAUUUCAGUUGACGGUGUUAGACGUUGCGUCAAAUUAAAGGGGACCGUCGGUUCUCAUCUGUUAAAAACAGGGGCGUUGUUCCUCGAUCCGUUGCUGGUCGAGUAAUUGCUUGUCAGGACGAAAACCACCCUGUUUUCCCCUUACCCUAACGUCCAUAAUGAAAUGAGAACGACUGAAGAAGAUACCCAAGAAAACUUUUAUGACGGAGUCCACUAAGCCGAUACCUCUAUAGUUUUAACUUUGGCAGAUCAACACGCCUUAGUCUUGUUGGCAUUUUCGUUUUCCUGCGCUUGUCGAGCUAUCUUAUCUGGCCACCCAGGAAAAAAACACCAGAGCAGCUUUUACCGACAUCACCCGGGAUUUCAUCUUCAUCCACCUCUUUACUGUUUCAAAAACGCCUGAUUGCCACUCCAAUUUCGGCAGCAGAGGUCGCUUGCGGUAACAGCCAUUGGGGGGCCUUGCAGGACAACUGCGUUAGAAGUCAUGCCUGGCGUACCUAGAGGUAGAGGGCUGAGCAAAUCGAAAUAUCUCCUUCGCCAUCGUCACUAUUACGAAUCCACCGACGUGUUAGGGAAGUCUGUCUUCGUUUUGGUGGUUUCAAUGACCACUGGAUUUCCUCUCAAAUAAUGUCAAAGAAGCUAAUAAAGCUUUUCUAUGACAUUGGCAGUUGAGACUCUUCCCAUUUCUUGUGUCGUGUUCUGUCAGGAUCGGUUUCAGUGGGCUGUCACGGACCUGUAAGGCGGGAUGUUCUAAAGACCAGAUUCCUGACGAUUUGAUUUGGCGUGAAUCCUCUAUCGGUUGGUACUGGUUGAUAUCCAAUCUUCGGCUUGCGUCUGCUGCGGCCUGGGUGCGUGUGCGAGUCCAUCCUUUAUUCACGUCGGACAACUGAGCAGGAGCUGGCCUCAGUACAUAGUCUUCGUUACUUGGCAGGGGGUAUCUGGUACUAAAUACCACUCCUCUAUCUACUAGGAAGAACGCAUAGUCCGACCAGGAUGACGACUGACUACUUGUAUUCUGGUGUGCAAUCUGACCUCGAAGUUGUAUUUUCUUGUCGUCGGCACUUUGACUUGUCCAAUUAGCCACUGUUACUCACGGCUUACAGGUUUAUUUUUCGCACUCUUCCUACUUAAUUUAGUAUUGAUCCACACACGUUAGCGAGACCUGACUGCGCGGGCAUACUAGUUUAUGGUGGACGCCUGUUACCUGGUAGUCGGACUUGUGCGUUCAUGUUGCAUUUGUAUGAGGCGGUGGUCGUGCGGGUCCUGCCUACUGCGGCUGCCAGCCACAAGCAGAAGUCCAAGCACGAUUGGGCUGCCGAUGCCCCUGAGAUGCCGCGAGCGCUGACGUGCAACCACUGGUACACCCGUCAGUACACAUCACCUAGAUGAAAUCGUUAUAGCUGUUUUGCUUACUGCUACAUGCAAAGAAUGCCACGCAAUGGGAAUUAGCGCGAACCACACCGCUUCUCACUGCGCACAAUGUCGGGCUCGAGCUGUUGGCGGCGUAGUGUGCCAAUGUUGUACUUCACUUAAAGUUGACCGAAGUCAGUUGCUGCCAAACAGCCAGAUUCCUGGUCACCUGCUGUUCGAGGCCUCUGUUUGUAAACCCAACGUCUAAUGAGCCCUGUGGAACUUGAGAGAGAUAGGUGCGCCAGCACCCUUGUUUGAAGCAAAAGCAGCAGUGGUCUCUAAUCUCGGGCAGGUGAGACCGCGCCAUAAAGGCGAAGCUAUAAAGAGCCAAGGCAGCCUGAAAGUCGGUCCGGGUAAGGCCGAGUUACCCCAUUGGUUGGUUACUCUCCAGAUCAUGACUGUUAGCGCGCUGUGAUAGUUUAGAAGCACGCUUUUUAAAUAUUGAGUUGAACGCGCGAUCCAAACUCGAUUGGUCAUACUCUUUCUUGGUGGGUUGUCCAGGUCGAACCAUCCGCGUCUGCUAGUCGACUAUUGCAACAGAAGUGACAGAAGUGUGUAUUACAUUGGUUUAUUUGUCCUUUCUUUACCAAGGCAACAGAAGCUGUAGUGCACUGCUAUGUGCCUGGACAAAGUGCUGUCCAUCCUGAAUCAGAGAUUGCUUUGAAUUGUCGCGCCGAAGUCCUCAAAGAGGGGCGACGAGUUUGCGCCAGAUGGCCACCCGACCUCCUUCCACGUGUUCUCCUCACCGUUACGGCUUGUCACGCGGACUUUUUCUUCGCACGAGCGCUGGACAACCGGGCUCCUUCCUUCAUAGUCUGCGUCCCCUCAGAACGCAUAGCUGUUGGCGACCAAGUGGAGAUGCUGAAUGUUUGGCGGGCGGGUCCCUCACGAGUUGAUCGCUUUGGCGAACUGCUGGUCCCUACCAUCUUAUCGACGAUUCUCCGACGAAACGUCAGGAGCGGAGCAGACGAUGACCUGUCUGGAAAUGCGCAUCUAGAACUACCCAUGUUGCAUACGCGGCUGUGGAGUUUCAGCUGGAGAGAUAGAGCCUGGUUCAUUGACCUUCAACUUCUUCUCAGAGAGGUCAGUGUAUCUAAUUGUGGAUCUUGGCCAUUUGACUUGCAAUCAAUACUCCUGUGAAAAAGAAGAAUAAUUAUUGCGUUUUUAGAGAGGAUAUCAGUUUUAUAUGACUCUGUCUGCAGUACGGGGUAGCAAAUUAUGACGUCACCCUCGGGCAGCUCCUGCGAAAUCUGGUUCUUUCGAUCUUGUUGGGUAGUCUCCCAGGUUUUUGCAAUUUCUUGCUCAGAUGACACCACGCCAACUGCAAUUUUCUCGGCCACCCAAAUUCUCUUCAAUCAAGCACUUUUUGCAAGCUUUAUUUAUUCGUUUAUUCGUUCUUGAAGGACCCUAUUACCUACAGCCUUACCCCCACCAUUUCAUGCAUUUCUGACCUAAUUAGCGAAAGUUGCGUUGAGAUGGACGUCCUCUCCGCUCUUUUUUAGUGGAGAUGCCCAUGUUUUGCUUCAUUUUAUGCUUUCAUAGUUGCGCACGUUACGUCAAGUUAGGCGACAUGUCUGCCCUCCUGCUUGGUUCCUCAGCCUCCCUGUUGUAGGUUAACCGCGUUCCGACUGGUCGCAUUUCAGCGUAAGGUAGAACCGGCUUUGAUGUUAACCAUGCAGGCUAUGAGCUGCGGUCAAGGUCGACGCUACUUACAUCCAUCUCGACGAUGUCGCUAGCCAAAACUAGGUUCGGCCGAGCUAACAUGUCGGGCAAUAUCGCCUUUAAGCUGGCGCAGUGCACAACCGAAGUAUCUUAGUAAGGGGACGGAAAAUUCGCAGCUGGGGGACGUUUUAGCUGGUUUUUGGAAAGCCGAUCGGUAAAACGAAUUCAGAGAACAUAACUCGAGUGCUAUCGAUGUCCUCUGCGUUUUACUUCCUGCUCUGGGAGGGGGCCAAUCUUUCCAAAAUAGUGGACAAACCAAUCUUUUCUUUUGCAAAUUCCCUCGCUUGAUACCUUACCUGACCUCUGACCGUGCCUUAAGCCGCUGUUAUGCAAAGGCCCUUGAGGCGGAGUCCUUCCGUGUGUUGAAAUAAACAAGCAGUGUGUUCUUGUGAAUUAAAUUCAAAAUAAGAUUGGGUUGCAGCAUACCAUACUAACAGCACAGGUACCAGCUAAAAACCCAGACGCGUUUUUUGCCGAUACUCUGUCGCUACAGUGAGUGACCUAUCUCAUGUAAUGUUGGCUGAAAUUCUGAAAUGCGUUUUCGAUUAGGAAGGAUUACUUGGUCGCGGUUGUAAUAUUGACUAUCUUGCGGCAUACUCUUAUAACAUUUCGGACUCGGCAGGAUGUCGGCUUUUAAAUGCACUUCUUUUUAAUCUCCUGUAGAAAGCGUACUCGGUAAAAAAUGACUACUUAAGUAGCAUGCAUUUUUCCCAUUGAUUUUCGAUGGUCUUGCAAAUUCUAAUAUAUUUUAUAGAAACUAUAAAUAAAAAUAUGCUUUCUUUUAGUCAAUCAAUAGAGAAUCAUGUCGUUUUUAUAUUUUAUACUUAAGGAAGGAGUAUAAUUAGGUUUUUAAAAAGUUUCUAAUUAUGAGACUUUUUAAGACCGCGAAAUGUCAAUUCACAUAGCAUCGUAUCUGGCCGUUUAUCACUGCUCUACAUGAAAUGAACAACAUGGUCCGCAUCCAUUACAAACUUUUAUGGACUCUGUAUGAUAUCUCUUUAACGGCAUAGAAAAAUAUGUGAUUUUCUUUACGCGGAACGCAUGCACCUUGCAGACUGAAAUUACUAAGCGCUAAUGCGACGAAUAAUCAGGCUCCAAAUUAUUCGGCAAUUGGAAAACUUUUUUAAAACCUAAUUAUACUCCUUCCUUAAGUAUAAAAUAUAAAGAAGACAUGAUUUUCUAUUGAUUGACUAAAAGAAAGCAUAUUUUUAUUUAUAGUUUUUAUAAAAUAUAUUAGAAUUUGCAAGACCAUCGAAAAUCAAUGGGAAAAAUGCAUGCUACAUAAGUAAUCAUUUUUUUACCGAACACGCUUUCUACAGAAGAUUAAAAAGAAGUGCAUUUAAAAGCCGACAUCCUGCCGAGUCCGAAAUGUUAUAAGAGUAUGCCGCAAGAUAGUCAAUAUUACAACCGCGACCAAGUAAUCCUUCCUAAUCGAAAACGCAUUUCAGAAUUUCAGCCAACAUUACAUGAGAUAGGUCACUCACUGUACAUGGCGCAGCAGUUAAUUUCUGAGGAAAUUAAAAAGCAUCAAAAUAAGCUGUCGAAUUACUGCAUAUGCUGAGGCGUAGGCGGUCCCUGUAAAGUAAGAUCCGGACACGAAAUCAGCCUUUGGAAGGGUGUUUUCGGCGACAGUUUUGCUACGUUCUAGUGCCCAUGGUAACCCUUAUGGUAGUCUAUUGCGAACAGGAUAGUUACCUCACUCCGUAAACCUCGCAAGCUCGGCCAAUCACUUCAACGGUAUUGAAGGAGCGGUGCCUAAGUGCGUCGGUGAACAGCGCAAAGUAUAUCUGCGCUCUGUCAUGUCUAGUAGUCACGCGAGAGUGGCAGGUGUCACUGAUCUGUCCCGAUUGCGGGAGGAAAAUGGACAUUUCGACUUUGCCCUACGCAGUUGGGAGAGUUUGCCGACAACGAGAGGAAUACCUGAGCGCCACUCACUGAUGACAGCAAGUAAGUCAAUGUGGCCAGUUUAGUGUCCACCUUUGUUGAUAACACCUUCGUUAUUAAAGGCUGGUCGCGUUGCGCACGCACGCCUGCACUGCAAAGCGAAACGGAGAUGCUCACCCCAACCUUAUAGUUGAGAUGGAUUUCGGGGAUGACACUCCCAGGUGACUGCAUAUCCCUCACCUCAGCCAACGCAACCUGAGCUCACAGCUCGGAGGUGUGGGCGUUCCUAGACCAUCAACGCCACCGGCUUCAAGCCGCGCACAGCCUGCGUAUCGCUGGCUGUUGUCGGCUAACAACGUAAAUGGAUGGUUAAAUAAAGAACAUCAACAGCUCGAUCCUCGCGCACAUGGUGGACACAGACCACCGUGUAGACGCCAGAGAGGCCUUCAGAGUUAUUUACAAGGUCCCAUCACGCUAUGCAGAACUACUUGGGCAGCGCCUGUCGGCUACGGCAGAGGCGGCUGCAAUCAGGCUACGCGGACCGGUCUUAUGCGCACAGAAGAACUUCAUACAGGUCCCACAGUUGCCAUGGUUCAAAGCCACCAAGCCAGCUACCCGCAUGUUAUUACCUUCGUCGGGACCCACCUCUCUGGCGCUGACUGGAAUUGUGAUGUUUCACUCUCCCCCUCCCCAAACCCGAACUACAGCUUAAUUAUCUACUUGCCCGUAUCUUUUUCAUUACUUCAAUAGCCAUAUAAAUGUACAGGCCUGAAGAGAAUUUACCGAAAGCAGACGUAUGCCCGCCAAAUUGCCUUUUGAAACCGUAAAUGGCCAUUCCAAUGUCCGUCUUUUCCGUAUAAAUUUUAGGAUUGGAUUAGCGAAUUCGGCUGUCUGCAUCCGGAGACUCGAGUGUCGAGUGUUCGCAUUACAAGUUGUGCAUGUCACGCUUGCCGCCCUACAUUGCAGUCUGUGCAGGCCAUCGGCCUCUGUCCAACCCAUAGUCAUUGUCACUCCCCAUCUGUGCUCGCGGAAAUAAUUGGUUGACCGAACUGUUAUCCUCCUCGAUUUCUGGUAGUCCAAAUCUCUGCUUGGAAUGUCAGACCACAAAUGCGCCUCCCCGACUGAGGACGGAAGUAGGUACCCCCGUACUACAGGUGGCUUACGAUAAAUUCCAGGCUGUGCCUCUUCCCGUGUUUUGAAUUUAACCCCAGCACUCAUAUCCCUAGCCCCCCUCUCCUGGAAUUUAGCUCAUGCCCACCGGUCAUACAGGGGGUACCCAUUGCCAUGUUCUUCCGCCUGUUCUGUUUAAGAGAUAUACCCUUGCCCCCUCUGACGUACACAAUUACUCUACCCAGACAGUAUCAACACUGACAGUUCGACCGUCGAUUUCGACGAUGUUCACCGUGUGCUAGACACCAAUGUGCGGCAGGCACGGCGACUUGCGAAGCAUCUAUCGCACUCUCCUCCCCACCUGGACCCGAUGUCAAGACAGAGUCAAGAAGACCGGAGGCGGAUGGGGGGGGGGGGCGCAGGUGGGUGGCAUGGCCGAGCCUGCACCUUGGCGUUCCACUCCGCACCCCCUGGUCCACGCAGCAAAUGACUAGGUUUUUGACUAACAACAGCAACAACAACAACACCCCGACUGGAGGUCAGAGCCCGUAUCAACAGUACAUGCGCCAAGCGGAGGUCCUCGCGUUUGUCAGCUGACCUCCGGUCGGAGAACUAGCAGUUGUCGACCCGCGCGUUGUACCAAUUUUCAAGUACGACAGGCGAUAAUGUGCACUCGGACCCCGUACCAACUAUCAACACCGGCGACGAGGGUGCAGUGACUAACCCCUCAGACGUGACCACGAUGAAACUUCAGCGAUCUCCGGGUAGCACGUGGCCUACCGACUAAUAGGAUGCGGCCGCAUAGAGGAGCCCCCGUUCCGGUCUUUUCGUGGUUGCACUUUGUAAUGAGUUUAAUGCUUUUGUACUGCUCCACCGGAUGUUGCUUCCGCAUCUGCGACAGCCAGUGCACAUAAGUGAUACUUCAAUGCAAUAUUUACUCUCCCCUGUCUUCUCUUCAGCGAAUGAAGGAGUGCAAAGCUGCCACUGAGGUAGCAGUGGCGGUCGCUAGGGCACUUUGCAAACAAGCGGACGAAGAAGCCAAUGAGGGUCCCUUCAGGCGAAUGCAGUACGCCGUGGAGUUCGUACACUUUACCGGUCAGCUGGCAAACGAGCACGACAGAGUCGAAUUAGCGUCCCACCGAGUCCUCCUUCCCGACGACUUCUCAGCCCCCGGGACCCGGGGACAUCCUUCAGACUGGCGAGAGACGUGGUCAGUUUUGGUAUUAUUGUUACGUUGGAAAUACUCCGAAGCCCUCAUGCUCAUCAGUGGCACACCUACGUCCAUAUGCGCCAGUAUUUUGUUCGCCACUCGUGUAUGUACAGUUCGUGACAUAUCUGAUGAAAUGUCACGAACUGUGAACUUAAAUCGUUGUGGUGCACGAUUCUGCCACCCUGCAUCCACGAAAGUUAUACUGCGUUAAAUAUACGACCAAGCUUCAAAACAAGGCAUAUUUUGGUUUAUAAAGUAUUAUUUAUUGACUUAAAAAUAACUUAUUUUGGGAAAAACCUCCAAAGCAAAAAAUCGACUGUAUGACAGGCCAACUAUUCAGGGUCUAAUAUAACUGUCAGCAGAGAAGGGAAAUUGCACAAAACGACAAAAAAAUGGAAAACAGUAACAAAUACAACGUGUUAGUACUUUGUUAAUUGUCCUUUAGCUUUUAAAGUUGCGGUAAGGCGGGAGGGCGUGGAGACUACCAAGUUGUCUAUGGUGGUUUAGUCUAUGUAAUUAUUGAGCAAAAAUUGUAACUUCUGUCCCAUAGAAAUGUUUCCUUGCCUUGUCCCAAUCUCUUCUGAUUAGGGCACAACGAUUUUCGAUGGGAUUUAGGUCCGGGCUGUUCGCGGGGAUAAAAAUGCUUCGAAGGCGGCAGGCAAAGAGGCUGGCUGUGGUCCACAAUAUUAGAUUAUAGUCGUAAAAUGAAUUGGAAUCAUACCUCCUUUGAGCGAUGGACAGGGGCAUUAUCCUGCAACAUUACAGUGUCCAUUCGACGUCUAUAAAUGCCGUUGUAACCGAAGGCAUGCUUUACGAUGUCGAUGAACGCCUUGCUAUUUAUCGUCUCCACUGUUGGACGCCAGAUCGGUCGCUGUCCGAAUUUGAUGACCAUCCAAACCAUCAGGCGUCGGCAGUCCUUGAAAGUUGGCGUCGACAUAGUGUGCUCUCGUGAAAAGUUCUUCCCACAUAUGACCACCCGGGCCGACUUCGGAGGCUUGUCUAAAAAUAAGACCUCAUCACAAAAGUAAAUGCUCUUCCAGAGGAAAAGUCUUUGAUCAAUAUAUUUUUGAGCAAACAAAAAACGUGCUCUAAUAAGUUUUCUACUUAAAACUGGCUUUGUCGUUCUUCUUCUAAUUAUGCGCAUAGGAAACAUUGACAGGUGUUCCCCGUAAAUAGCCAUAAGGGGCAUAUAAUGAUACUUUUUCAGUGUCCGACGAAUGCAAUCGUCGUCUUGCUUGCUUGUGGACCGUUUUGGCCCACCUUGCUUAGUUCUAGGCAUUGUUUUAUUAUUAAUAAUUUUCCAGAGAGUAACCUGGCUAAUGUUGAAAAUACUAGCUAACGACUCACGUGGCAGCCCUUCGGCUGCCAAUUUUCGUAUUCGCUCAAAAUCGACCUCCGAUAGGAACUGUUUUGACAUCUUUGCUGCACGGCGUGGCGAAGCAUGUAGCGCGCAAUCUAUAUAUACGUGUUUACGCCUACUAGUUCCCGGUGUAGUAAAACAAACACAGUCGAACAAGCUUAUUACUGCGUUUUACGAUAUAAGACGUUACCGUUUUGCUAAAUAGAAUUUAGGAAGAGCUGAUUACUUCUUGAUUCAUGAGAAUAAUGUGCUUUUACAUACCUAACUCGACCUGAUUUUCAUGAACCAAAAAUCACAAUUUCCGUUCCCCGAGUGGCCUCCUUUGAUAUUUCUCUUUGUUAUAUGAAAGUUUCUUUAUAACGCAACGCGUGCAAAUAAGAGGUUUUCAUAGGGGAUACUUAUUAGAAUAGGAAAUUAAGUGAAUAUCCGGAGACGUCAAAAUUUUCUUAAUUUUGGUCCGUUUCCUCUCAAUAAAACUGAACUAACAUGACGUCUUCUUUAGAAAAGGGCUUUUGGGGAUUCUAAUCAAUUCUAAAAACAAAAAUAACCACAUCAAAUAUAUGCCGUCCGGUCUCGACAUUUCAUGAGUUAGGUCAUCUACUGUACUCCCAGUCGCAACUAUUGAGGUCUGCCCAACCCCAUGGUGUGAGCAGCGAACACCAGCUGUUUCAUCAUGUAUUAAUAAAUGCCCGAUCAGCAGCGCCAGAGCAUGCCAUGUGACGAGGCAGUGGUAGCUACAGCUACCUCAUCGCUCUGAUCAUGGAGACGAAGAGGGUUUCGAAACGCCAGCACAAAUACAAGUCGGCCAAAGAACUCACUCCUACUUCAUCCCCGGCGACCGAUGAACGCAACCGACGGGACGACGGGCCUGUGGAUCGAUAAUUGGGUGGGAUGCAGGUCUAUUGUUCGAUUAAUUGUGCCAGUUAGUCGUUUGAGAAAUUUAACAGACUUUAUUUCGUAAACUUUCGACUCCGGUUCUCCGGUUGGAAAGUCGCCGCCAACCUCAGAGAACUUUUCCCAACUUCUCGUAAGGAUAGGCGUCCAACUCUCAUUCUCUUAUUCACUAAGUCAUCUCGGAAUGCACACUACGUUGAUUGCUCAAUCCAUUUUGGGUGUCGAACUUGAGAUAGGUAAUUUUAUUAAAAUGGAGCUGAAUUAAGUAAGCUUUUAGUCAGCGAGUCCAAUGAAUAGGUUCUCAGAACUUUCUGCUACAGUCCGCAAGCAGCCGCGCAUUUCAUCAGUCCCCAUUUUCAGGCCGUUCUUGCCUUUCAGUUUAGAUUAAUUUAGGUUUUAUGAAAACCAAAAGUUACAUUUCAGACAAAUACGACAACAGGCAUCAGACUGCCUCCACGCACAAGUAUGAGUACCGACUCCUGGCUGACAUUCAGAACGUUGCAACUUUUGUCCGGUAAACGACACUCAUGACCUUGGUUCAGGGAGUCGAGAAGCGAUCGGUAUCAUUCCGCUUUCAUUAUGUACUGAGGAGUGGAAACCUGGUUCGGUCGCAAUGCCUAUGUCAGCUUCUUCUACCUACGAGCGGAAUUAGCUGACUGGCAUUAAUGCAACGCCACGUCAACCUCUUACCGUUGGCCAGAUAUCGCUCUCCAGCACCUUGGCUCAGAGACUUGAGAAGCGAUCGGUAUCAUUCCGGUUCUCACCUUGAACCAUGUGCUGUCAGCAUCGUUUCCAUGACGGAAUCCUCAGGCUGGCGGCAGCUGCUUGGGUUCUUUCACCCUACCGUUGCCGAGAGAGGCCUUCCGAGUGAUUUACAGGGUUCCACCAAGCUGUCCAAAACUACUUUGGCAGCGUCUGUUGGCCACAGCAGAGGCGGAUGUAAUCAGGCUACGCAAACCGGUCCUGUGGGCAGAGAAGAACUUCAUACAGAUCCCACAGUUGUCAUGGGCCGAAGCCACCAAGCCAGCCAGGCGCAUAUAAUUACCUUUCCCGGGGCCCAUUUUCUCCCUGAUGUUGACCGGAAUUUGUGUUUCACUCCCCCCCCCAAACCCGAGUUACAGCACAGUUACCUGCUCUCCCACAUCUUUUUCUUCAUUAGUUCAAUAGCAGUAUCAAUGUACAGGCCUGAAGGGAAUUUAUCGAAAGCAGAUUUGUCCUUUGAAUUUUUAAAUGUAAAUUUUCGCAACUCUAGAAAGCAACUCUUCAACAAAAUACCGGAUAGUCGUGGUGAUACACUUUGUUGUAGUCAAAACGGGGAAUCCCCCUCCACCCGCAUACAUGAACAACAGUUAGCGGUGAAUAAACGAGACCACUUAUCCCAGGUAGCUGUGUACAGACUGAACGUAGGACACAUUCGCCUGGGAGAAAACCAGCAUCGUCCAGGGUGUGUCCAGGUCUGCAAAAUAAAUGCCAAGAGUCGAAGGAAAAGGAACCAGGUAAGUCCAAUCAGACAACGAAACCAAAUACUUGGCGAACCCUUCUUUACACUAAAAACUUAUUCAAACUCUUUUAAGGGGCCCUAUGAAAUCACCAAAUUCAAGUGGCUCACAAGCUGACAACUACUUUACGCACUGGGCUUGUAUACUCUAAGGGUAGGGUUGACUAUUUGGGCAAUAAGUCGCCUGUAAGAUCACUUGUGAUGCAUAUAAUACCGUUUACCGUGGUCAGACCGGAAAGUCCGCCUCCACCCAUUCACGAACAUUAUUUGUCAGUAAAGAGGCGAGACCACGUGUCCGAAGUCACCAUGCACAUCCUGGACCCCGGGCACAGCGCUUGGGACGGAACUCAUUGUCUGUGUCCACCCCUUCAAGAACCGCCAAAAGUUCCUCGAGGCCAUGCGCCCGGGUGAAUCGUGCAUCAACCGACAUGCAAAUUUGCAUGCCGCGUACAAGAGUUUCAAUGAGGAAUGGAAGAGACGAGAGCCGAUCGGAAUAGAAUGACACACACGGCGGCCGCUCACCGACACAAACACCAAGUCAUUGUCAAUUUUGAAGUGCACGUAAGAUGUUAACUGGUUUUGGCACAUUUGCUCCCCGUCUGCAUCUGACGAGCACCCAGGGAACCAGCGUCGGAAAUUUGCGAAAUAGAGCUCCUUUCCCGUCAUCAUCCCCGGAGGAAGGCGAGGAGGAAACAAGUUUAUAGACCGAAAUGUAUUUGACCUGGCGUCUCGGAACCUUCCUCGUGCCUAUGAUCGGAGCAGUGCGGUGUUCGUUCCUGUUGCCAACGACGUGUUCAGCAUAGUUCCCUGUCUCUUAUUACGUUAGUGCUCGAUUCACGAAUUUUGACUUACCCGUUUGCUGAUGACUAGCUUUGACCUCUGCACUGGCUGGAGUGACCUUCGUCCCCUCAUCGGCCGUAGCAAUAGUAGCCAAGUCGGCGAGCUUCUUGGACUCCCUUUCGACGGCCGACGGACUGAUCAGUCGGUAGGUUAUUACCGACAAAGACAAGGGAGUCCGGUAAUGGCCAUUUCUGGCUUGUUAGCCGUCGUCAGCCAGUCAUACCCAACCUCGAAGUGUGGAACACCCGAGGCUCGAACUCGCGACCUGUUAGUUAGAAGCUCACGCCUCUAACCACUGGGCCACGAGCCCGUUGCCCUGUCGGUUUCGAUCGGGAAUACACAAUGGUAGGGGAGGCGCUCACUGAUCGUUCUGACGGAACUCACUCGUUCCGUUGUGUCUUACGGGUUCUCUCUCUCUCUGCCUAUAUCAUGUGCCGCUGUGCGACUGCCAGUUGGGCUCGAGAGGGAGCCCGUAAGGCACAACGGAACGAGUGAGUUCCGUAAGAACGAGCGGUGAGCGUCCCCUACCAUUUAUCAGUCGUUGCCGCCCGUGCGAGUUGACUUCGGCCCUGCAGACGCGUCCGUGCGGCAGCGUUUUACGCCGGGCACGUGAUCUGGUGUCGGCCCCUCCACUAUUUUCUGCGAGCACUGGAUGUCGUCUCCACCUGACUUUUCCAACUCUCUUAUCUGAUACUCGGAGAAAUUCAUCUUACUCUUAUUAUGCUUAACCAUCUCGGGUUAAUCGACUAAGAAUGUCCUGUGACUCUGUGCCACCUUUGCUCAUUAAGUUGUGUGUGAUUGCAGCUGCAAAUAUUUCGGUCUCACGUAAGGCCAGUUAACAGUUAGCACACUUGCAUAUGCCUCAGAAGGGCUUUUAGGGACGUAAGGUAGGUGCCCCGUUAGUUAAUUAAAGAAGACCCUUUGGAUAGUGAGUAUUCCGUCGUGUCGAAGCCAGCCUUCGGAGUUCUCACCUGGGUAGGACUGACUUAUAUGGCCCUCUUAACAGGACAUGUGAAUAGGAACGCACCGCCCAAGUUAUAAAGGUAGACCUGCACACAAUUCCGGGGAGGGCAAAAUAUCACCGUAACCUAGACCGUUGCGCUAAUCUUGACCCUAACCCUACCCUAUAUCAUAACUCUGCAGUUAACACUAUCUCCUACAAACGCAGUUGCGUAAGGGCGCUAUACCGGCGCGUUGAGACGCACUGCAAUGAAAUGGAAGACAAGGUUGCUGAAUUACAAUAUUUUCGACGGGUGAUGCGAGCCAAUGGUUACCCGCGCAACUUUGUCAACCAUUGCAUACGAAAACGACACCGGAGACCAAAUCCAACCGGCCCCGCAUUUUGGCGGGCUCUUCCGUACGUGAAGAACGUCUCGGAAGCCUGUCAGUCGUCUUCUCACUCCACUUGGAGUUGGGGUUGCACACAGGCCGAAAGCAACCAUUAGGCGCCAAGUCAUGAGGCCGAAAGACCCACUGCCACAGCAGGCAACGUUUGGAGUCGUUUACCGGAUCUGGUGCAGUUGCGAACAAAGCAGCUGCGUCGGAGAAACUGGGAGAUUACUCCGUAUGCGAAUUGCCGAGCACGCAACAGCAGUGGGGAGGGGAGACGCUAGCUCUCGGGUGGCGGCACGUUCGACGGGACCCGGCCAUAUUUUCAAAUUGCAAGAGGCCGAAAUCCUUGCAAGGGGUGACAACCGCGUGAGUCGCGAGCUGCUCAAGUCAUGGCUUUCAGGCCCGCAAUCCAUCAACAAGCGCAAUGACCUUCCGGAACCAUAUUCCAUGCUGAGAUUUUCCCUGGGCAGGGAAUCAGUCAUGUGGGGAGGGCGCGGGCGAGCAAUUAUCCCAGUGACAGUGAGCCAAUUUACCGAGCAAUCGUCGCGCCAGCAUCCAGCACGGAUGACGAAAUUACGGCAAUUAACGACUCAAACUUGAACUGACAAGCCACCACCACAUCAAUUACGACCCCAGUGGUGAUUGCGAGAACUGUUAAUUACAGUGCGCAUGUGGUCCCACGGCAGCCACGUGCUAUAAAUACAGCACUCCUUGUGCCACCAUCACUUUUAUCUGGGACUGUCUCUGGUGAUGGAUUCGAGUGAGAAUCCGAAACGUCAGGCCAAUAAAUUUCUUAUUCCAGUGAUCGCAUCUUCGUCUUCUGAACUAUCCCCAUCUUAACCCUAAACUUGGUCCUGACUAACCUUACCACUACCUUUACACCUGGACUUAAACCAAAUCCUUAGGCUAACCCUUACCCCAACCUUAAACCUGACCCUAACUUCACUGGAAUUCGGCUCCAACCUACGCGUAGUGCAGGUGGUUCCUACUCCUAUGACCUGUUUAGGGGACCACAUAAACCAGUCCUAUCUUCAUCUGCUGUGAUCAGUGGAGUCUGUGCUACGUUGCUGCUGCUGCUGCUGCUGCUCGUAUUUCUUGCAUUUUCCUCAGGUUCGACCUGCCAGUUGGGACUGUUGACAAUCAUCAUGCUCAUCACUGCUAAUGGUUACCUGUGCCUUUUACAGCCUCUGGCCACCGGACGUUUCUGAAAAGGGAGACCAAGCGAAGUGGAACGGCGAGCUUGAUCAGCCUACUACUAUUCAUCUCCUCGAACCAGUAGGUGCCCGGCCGACGGAUAGGUUCGUCUUGCUUGGGCGACUGGGCUGGCAUCCGAAGCAUAACGUCUUUACGGUUACCAGCCCGGGUGAUGAUGAAUCUGUCUAUGCACUGCCCCUCUUUUUCGACUCGGCCGCAGUGGACUCUGUCGGCGAGGAUGAAGACUGGUGUCCCGGUCGAAGUCUGGUCAUCUGCACGGGGCCGCGUCUGGUCACUGCCAAGGGGGUCCAGCCGGUUUACCUUUUUGGCCAAAAGUGAGAUGCAUCCCUCCCUGUGUUUUGUUCGCCUCUUCCGUCGUCAUUUUGGGUGUCUGCUUUUGUCGAGGUGCCGGCAAACAGGUCGACUUCGCGGUUGAUUAAGUUCCGGCUGCCGAUUGUCAGGUCCAUGUUAAGCUUCGGCUGCUCCAGAUUAACCGUGCCCUACAGUAGGUGGGCUAACUCAUGAAAUGUCGACCGAAAUUCCGAAAUGCGUUUCCGUUUCUAAAAGAUUAAUUAAAUAGGGUUGUAAAACUGGUCAGCCUGCAACACAAUUCUAUAAUAUUUCAGUUACCCCAAAAUGCCGGCUUUCGAAAGAACUUCCUUCCGGCUGCAUACAAAAACCACACUCUGUAAAAAAUGACUACUUAAGUGGCAUGCAUUUUUCUCAUUGAUUUUCGAUGCCCCCAAAAGUUCAAUUAUAUUUCAUGGAAAACGCGCAUAGAAAUAUUCAUUUUUUACUCAUUCGGUAGAAAAUUACGUCUUCUUCUAAUUUUAUGCUCAAAGGAAGGGUAUAAUUCGGUUUUCAAAAACGUCCCUAAUUCCCGAAUUAUUUUGAACCCGCUAUACCGUUACACUUGGAUUCGGGGUUUCCAAACUACAAACCCUAUAUAUUCCGCGUACGAAAAACUACACAUUCCUCUACGGUACUAAGGGGGGAUCAUAUAGGGUUCAUAAAAUUAAGCAGUCGAUUUGAUCCAUGUUGUUAACUUUACGAGCUACAUUUGUAAAUGCAGAGACAUGACGAUUUAUGAACGGCCAUUUCACGGUAUUUAAAAGUCUCACUUUUAGAAACUUUUUUCAAACUGAAUUAUGUCCUUCCUUCGAGCAUAAAAUUAGAAGAGGUAAUUAUCUACCGAAUGAGUAAAAGAAUGAAUAUUUUUAUGUAUAUUUUCCAUGAAAUAUAACUGGACUUUUGGGGGCAUCGAAAUUAAAUGAGAAAAAUGCACGCUACAUAAGUGGUUUUUGCAUGCAUUCAGAAGGAAGUUCGUUCGAAAGCCGGCAUCCUGUGGUACCUGAAAUAUUAUAUAAUUAUGUUUCAGGCCGACUAGUUUUACAACCCUACUUGAUGAAUCUUUUCGAAACGAGAACGCAUUUCGGAAGGUAGCGCGGCGUGUAGUUGCGGACACCGAUGUUUAUGCAUUUUACUAUGAUAUUCGGGCCGUUGAGUAGGCUGAAUUGAUCAUCGGCGGGGUAGUUAAAAAUACAGCCUUCAAUUAUAAUUAUUGCGUGCUAGCUGUACCGAACGCCGAGAUCUGAUUAUUUUGCAAGCUGGGUUAGUAAAAACCGUUUGCCCCUAAGACCCAUGCAAAGCUAGCAUUGUCAGACUCUUUGUGUACGUCUUUAUUCUUUAUUGCACAGCUCGGUGGACUUUGUAGAUCUGUGGUCAGAGUCGCCUUCGUUUAAUUCCUGGAUCAGACACCGUUUGUGGGCCUUCAGUUUCCGAUAAUUAAUCAGAGGGCUGUGAACUGUGGGUUGGUGGAUACCGAAUCCACAUAAAGUGCGCCCGGCUCAUGAAGUCGGGUUUCGAGUAAUAUAGCACUGCCGUGAGACUUUCCUGAUGUCAGACCGAAAUUUCGUUUUAUUCACAUUUUGGAACGAAGUUGCGAUUAUCUGCUGAUAAGGCGGUCGCAGUCGUAUACGAUUUUCCUUUAUAUCUUCACUGACCUUUGUUGUAGUGAGACGUAGGCCUCAAUUCUCAAUAAUUCAUGUAUUGAAAAAGAGGAGUUAGGCCCAUGUUACAAAGUGCAUUUUUGCUUAUUUUGGAUUAAUUUGUUGAAUAAUUGAGUAAAAUGUUCGCCAACGACCCGUAAAAGUGGCCACAUUUCGAUAGCCGCGUCUUUUUUUUUUAUUGUGAUGAAGUUUUGCACAAGCGAAGGCCGAUUUCUAUGGAUCCGCCUGUUUUUCCACCAUUUGCUACUUGGCAGGCAACCUCACCUCCCUUGCCUCCCCUCUCCGUUGCCUGUGCAGGUGUCUCUCCUUAAGCUGCUCUCUACUUUUAGAAUGGCUUUCUUCGAAAGAUUCCUCACCAUUCAGAGACUCUGUGUCCUUCGAAAAGCAGCUACCACUCAUGUUAUUCCAGAAACAUCUUCGACACUCGUCGAAGACUCGCAAAUCUUAUCUGAACACCUCACCAUCUUUGUGCGUCAUGUUGGAGAAGCCGCAUCUCCUACUGUUUUCACCCUCAAGUACGACCUAGUUACCCCAGUUCAGGAAAGUAAUUCAGCCACCUCUCUCGGCUCAAUCACUCUCUACGGGGCAGUCGCUCGACGUGCCUACUGCAGCGGGAUCUUUCAAGUCGGCUCCACCUUGCUGCUAGAAUUACCUGGCACUCCGGAUGAAGGUGGCAUCACCACAAAGCCCACCCGACUGGUUUCAGUCACCCGCCUCGCACAACCCUUCGAGCGGAGACUGAGCACGUGUCGUCACCUGGUUGACCUUUUCCGUUGCAAGGUUUUGAGCAUCGCUGAGGCCUCGUGGCUGCUGUGCUCUCUGUCGGACAGUUCGUGUUACCUCAGUCCCUCGGGCGACCACUUCCGCAUUAGUUUGCAGGUGAGCUAGUAAGAAUUCCACAAAAUGUCUACUUAAUUCGUUUGCAGUAGCACAUUUUUGUCAACGUUUCUCUUCUAGGGCCUAGUCGCUCGGUCGAUAAUGCGCCCGGAUACCGACUCGCUCUUUAAGGGCAGUAUCUGGCUUGUUGAUCCCUUGCCAUCUACACCCUCCCCGCCCAAACUCCGUGUGGAUUUCUUUUCCGACUCCGGCUUGUCAGAUCUAUGCCGAUUGCCGGCUCUCAGUCGAGUUUGCCUCUUUAAGGCUCGCGCUUACUGGAGUCACAGUGACUGCUCUUGGAGACUCGUCGUACCAUUGCGCCCCAAUCGAUUCCAGGUGGAUGCAAUUCCUUCAUUUAUCGCCUCCACGUGUGAGGGUCUUCCUUUUGAAUCUACUAUGGUGCAACAAGAGGAAGAAAAAGUGAGGGCAGACCCCUGUCCUCUGUGCUCCGUAAAAGUAGUGGUGACACAGCAGGCUAGCGAAUGCCCGUCGAUUCACGGCUUUGAUGCCCCCUCUUCUUCUUCUGCUUCUUCGUCUUCCACCUUCUCACUCCUUGCCUUUUGCAAAUCGGACUCUUCUGAAGACGCCAAAUUCUACUUUGUUAAUAUGCUCAAGUGUCUGCAACUUCGGAUUGUCUUCUCGAAGGGACUGGGUAAGUUCAGUUUCUCUUCGCGCACCGCCAUCGUCCUGGGCUUUCAAAAACAUGUCGUGGUAAUGGCAGCAGUGGAGAGGGGAAGAGUUCCCCGUGUAGCCUAAUUUUCGCAAUCCCAGUUCACUAACAGACCGCCAAUGGGUGAACUGUUAUUACGACUGCGAGUAGAUGUGCCUCUGUCGUAGAGAAUAACGACUGCUAGAGAAAACUACGCCAUACUUGCGCGUUUCGCAGGGCACGUGGUUGCUUUUUCGCUAUUUUGAAAUGCAGAUGUACACGGACUGUCCGGUGAAGGUGGUUGGGCCUCAUACUACACAUUGCUAAAUAGCAACUACUUGCGAUUUCUUGAAUCUAUUCAGGAUCAAGGAUUGCAACUAUACACCGACCAAUCGGCUAACUUUACUCCUUCUUCAGUAGUCUGUUUCUGUCGUAGUCAGCUUAUGCACUGUGAGUUCUGUUUCAGGUUUUUGGCAGCUUAUGUUUGCAACAAAGAGCGUUGAGGCAUUUGCCUUAGCCCCUAGAUAUACUUGCGCGACCUAAAUUGACCCUUGAAACAGGUGGGGUCGGACUUUACAGUUCACAGUUUGCCGACUUUAUGCUAGAGUUUCACACAGCUUCAAAUCGCGGUUUUAUUUAUGCUUUUGAGUGCUUAUACCAAGUUCAUUAUUGUCAGUGGAGGAGAUUAAAAAUAGUUCGUUUCUCAGUAUCACUUUAAAGACAACCAUUCCUGUCUGAAAAAUUAAUGCUAAAGAGUCUGCAAUGAUUUGUACUUUACAAACUUCGUUGACAGUUUGAGAAACCUGUCCUCGACUGCAAAGACCCUCCAAAUAUCUGCACGUUUCGGCCCUGUAUUUACAUAACAUGAUUUUUAUUCAUUGCAACACUGCAUUAACAACUGGAGGUUCUUUUGAACUAACAGAAAAAUGUGUGACUUCCGUAACGCCAUCGUGGCUUGCCAGUUGAUGAGAUGACUCGGUUCUGCUCAUAACUAGAGGCCAGACCUCACUGUUUCCUGCAUAGGAGAACUUUUGCUUUACUUACACUAGCCCUUUCUUUUCUAAACCCGAUUCGUGUGAAGUCAUGGAUGGGCGCGUAUGUAGUGCGCGUAGAUGCGGCGUCAGCCUCGUCAUACACUGCCCCCAUGGCUAUGUCCAGUCAACUGGGCGUUUUCAUACAAUUGAGGCGAUAUUGGCGUUGGGGGGCGGGUGAGAUAGACGCUCCGUGAAGUGGCGUCGCCAUUAUCGUGCUCCUGCGCAAGUCAUCGUCGCACAACAAUCUCCUAACCAGUGGUGGUCUCGUCGUUUGUGACGGACUAACUUAUUUGGUUGGAUACCAGUGUCGCAACACUCCGUUACUGAUGCUAGUAUUAUUGCAUUUAGUUACCCAUACUGUAAGCGUUGGUAGAAUAGCAUUGGCAGCCGUGGCGGUUGUGGUAGUAGUAGUAGUACUAAUAGUGGGAUUAUUAGUAGUAUUCGCCGUAUCAGUGGUGGUAGACGGGGGAAAAAGUUUUCUUCAGUGUUGCGACACUGUAUUCCCGCCAGUGGUAGUAGUAUUAGUAGUAACAGCGGUAGUAGUAGCAGUAGUAGUGGUAGUAGUAGUAGUAGUAGUAGUAGUAGUAGUAGUAGUAGUAGUAGUAUCAGUGGUAGUAGUAGUAGUAGUAGUCCACCCGUAAGAUAGGCUGGUGGGGGAAUAGACAAUUCUAAGUGUUGCGACACUGUAUUCCCGCCACUUAUUUAUUUGACCCACCGGUGAAAAACUCGGCGGCGUCGGUGGGAUUCGAACCUACGACAGCAAGAUCAAGGCUCGGAUACAGCCGACGCUCUAACCACCUGAGCUACCAGGUCCCACCGGGAGUUGUGAUUUUAGUCACAUUUACGUCAAGUUGCCCGUUCGGCCCGCUGCAUUGUCAAGAAUUUACAAAUUGUGAUACAGUAAGCUGACCGCCCAAGCAGGAUUUCCGAAGCAAUCAAUUUGCCAUCAGGCCUACUUAAUUUGUAUUUUUGGCAGAUUUAAACGACUAAUUCACAGUUGAAUCAGAUGAAUUCUUGAGAACUGCCAAAAAACCAAUUAAGUGAGACCGGCAGUCACGUAGCGAGUUCUAGACUGACUAGUUAGGAAAUGCUGUUUGGGGAGUUAACUUACUAUGUCAUUAUUGGUGGAUUCCGUAUUCACACUCCCGUGCAUGUGGGGUGUGUGUGUGUAUUCUAUAGGUAAUACCUCUCAGUCGACGACAGACUGGUUACUCAGCCUUUGAAGGGUGAUGACCCAGGCUAAAUGCAGAGCUGAAUGUCACCCUUCUAAGCCCAAUGGAAUGUAAGCAUCUGGUAGGCCCUGGCAGCCUGGUGUACGCCGGAGGUUCUCUGACACCUGGUUCCCUGCCGGUCGAUGUGCCUGUGCUCCCGCUUGGGUGUGCAGGUUGUGAGCAUGGAUGCCUAGCCAUCCUCACCCUUCUGACCCGUUGUGGUGCCGUUGUUGGUUAAAAUCCUAGUCAAGUGUUUGUUGUGGACCAGGGAAUGUGGUGGUACGCCCAGGCGCGGGUCCGACCGCACCAACCAUCUACGCUCCGGUAAUCUUGACUAUGUCCUGGCACCGGACCCAGGCAGGGGGAGAAGAAUGUGCGGUAGAUGCAGCGCAAGUCCACUCCCACCAUAGAAUAAUUCACGCGCAUGUCAUCAUGCCUGCCUCACCUACAGUAGGUGGGCUAACUCAUGAAAUGUCAACCGAAAUUCCGGAAUGCGUUUUCGUUUCGAAAAGAUAAAUUAAGUAGGGUUGUAAAACUAAUCAGCUUGCAGCAUAAUUCUAUAAUAAUCCAGUUACCUCAGGAUGCCGGCUUUCGAAUUAACUUCCUUCCGGCUUCAUGCAAGAACUACACUGUAAAAAUGACUACUUAAGUAGCAUGGAUUUUUCUCAUUGAUUUUCGAUGUCCCUAAAAGUGCAAUUAUAUUUCAUGCAAAACGUGCAUAGAAAUAUUCAUUCUUUCGCUCAUUCGGUAGAUAAUUACGUCUUCUUCCAAUCUUAUACUCGAAAGAAGGGUAUCAUUCGGUUUUUAAAAACUUUCCCGAUUCCCGAAUAAUUUUGAACCGGCUCAACCGUUACACUUGAAUUCAGGGUGUCCAAACUACAAGACGUACGGAAAACCACACGUUCCUCUAAGGAAAUAGAGAGGAACCAUAUAGGGUUCAUAAAACUAAGCAGUGGAUUUGGUCUAUAUUGUUAAGUUUACAAGCCACAUUGGUAAAUGCAGAGAUAUGACGAUUUAUGAACAGCCAUUUCACGGUAUUUCAAAGUCCCACGAUUAGAAACUUUUUCAGAACAGAAUUAUGUCCCUUUUUCGAUUAUCAAAUUGGACGAAGAUGUAAUUUUCCCCCGAAUGAGCGAGAAAAUGAGCAUUUUAUGCAUGUUUUCCAUGAAAUAUAAUUGGACUUUUAGGGGCAUCGAAAAUCAAUGAGAAAAAUCCAUGCUACUUAAGUAGUCAUUUUUACAGAGUGUAGUUUUUACAUGCAGCCGGAAGGAAGUUAAUUCGAAAGCCGGCAUCCUGAGGUAACUGGAUUAUUAUAGAAUUACGCUGCAAGCUGAUUAGUUUUACAACCCUACUUAAUUAAUCUUUUCGAAACGAAAAGCAUUUCGGUUGACAUUUCAUGAGUUAGUCCACCUACUGUAGUUGUGGAUCACACGGUGGAUAUCGUCGGGUAAGACAACCGAACUGUAUGUUGCAGUAGACUGGCCGGGGAACUCGACCCAAAUGCGGUUAAAUUCGCGGCUCCCUGUGGGGCCUCGUAGCUAGGGUGGUUAAGCGUUGGCCGUCCCGAGUCUGUCCUUAGCCGAUGGCUCAGACUGCUGGCGAACCUGGUAAUCGUCGAUAGUUCACCUGCAUGGGAUUCAGCGGGUCAGUGUUUCGUCUUAUUUUGGCAACAGACAUUUCCUCGCUUUUGGAGUUCUCCAUUUACCUUGCCGCUCCAGCCAGGGAUUCGGCUUGCUCUAAGUACGCAACAUGUGUCUUGCAUAUAUAGGGCAAGCCACCCAGAAGAUAUGCUUCAGUUGGAACUGUGAGAGCGCCAGGAAGAAUAGAUUGUGUUACUGGUUUCACAUAUCUCUGGUGACAACCUCUAGCGCAUUAGGGAAGCUGAGUUCCGGUGUUACUCGAUCCUCUCCUCUAGGGCUGGGAAUAUAGCGAUUUGUACUUGUCUAAUAAGCAUUCCGGUCUUCCAAACCCAACCGAUUUUAACUAUUUAGGUCGAUCAAGCAUGUCUUACGCUUCGCAAAGCGGUAUAUUUGAAAAUUAAUUUUGAUCUGAAAUUUCGAUCGAUGUGUUCUAUUCCUUACUGAAAUUCUGCCCGGAAGUUGUCGUGCCAAUGUUUUCUCUGAGAGAAUUACGGGGGGAGGGAUUUUAAAUCUCAUAAAAUACAGAUCAUUAAUUUCGUAGUUAUAUCGCAUUUCUUUGGAUUUUUCCUCUUCUGACCAACAUUCCAUGAAGAUUGACUUUGUCAUUGCUGUCUCCAUGGGCGGCGUGUGACUAUACACACUCCAACAGACUAGAUGAAUAUGAUUGGUUCUUUUUAUGCCUACAGCCUCGAGCAGCCCAAUCGCCAGCGUUCUGCUAAAGUGUCUCGUCUCUGACGGCUCUGCAGCCGGGAUUAUCACCUUUGACACAGCAGACUUUUGUCCAAAACAGCCAGACACAGGUGCUGCUAACGCGUCUUCAACUUUCUAUCCCGAUUCCAUGGUCAGAAACACCUCCAGUCGUCAGAACCUUUUGCCCUAUCGGGAGCAACUGGACCGCUUGUCGUUACUCCUGGGUCUAACCCCCUCCAUGACCCUAGAUCUGCUACAAAGCGUCAUGCGCCUGGGCUACAUGGUCUGGACCUGGCAGCCUCCGAGUAAGGAGACCGCAGGUAUUCAGCAUACCCCCAACGAAGAGAAUGCCCUUGGUCAGGCUUUGACCAAUUGGUUCACCUCUCCGGGAUUCCUGCGGCCUCUGCAGUUGGCAUUGGUGCACAGCUGUCCAAUGGGAAGACGCCAGGCGCCAUGGCGUCUACGCAAGACAAAACUCGGCACUGCGAGUAACUCGGGGACCGGAGAAGUUUAUCUAGUUGUGCCGCCGUAUCCGCAGCUUCGAGUGGUCUGA